GUGCUGCAGAGUGUGAGCAGCUCUUACAGCGAGCGUGAGGUCAGCUGCACUGUGAGGACAGAAGACCGCUGCAGUGCAACAGAGCCUCACGCCGGCGCUGCUUCCUCUGCUCCCCAUGGCCCGCGGGCCGCUGUGGACUCACCCCCCCUGCUCGCCAUGAGCCACAACCCGUUAACGGUGCUCGCACUGGGAGUUCGAGGAAGGACGCGGGUCCGAGACGUCCUGGUUGUUCUCACCCCCUGUGGAACAGGGCCCUGCCUCCAAGGCAUCACAGGGAAGUGCUGUCCUAGCCAUCAGCACAGCACAGAGGUCAUCGCAGAGGUUAGAGGAGGUAGAUGCUAGUGGCCCGGGCGAACGAAAGCAGCACAGAGGUCAAGGUGUCCUCUGCAAGCAGGCCUCGCCCUGAAGGGGUUGUCUGCUGACAGGACGAACCCUGAACUGCGGAAAUGAAGCACUUUUCCUGCUUGGUCCCCUUGACUGAAAUUUAUCUCUGGUGGAUGGUGAUGGUGUAUCUUUCUGGGAACAGUGUGAAAGCGGGAGAACUGCUGGAGCCCUGUGGUGGAAGAGACUGCUCUGUGUGUCAGUGUUUCCCAGCCAAGGGAUCAAUGGGAACCCCAGGAAGACCGGGAUCACAGGGGCCCCGGGGCCCCACUGGUUUCCCCGGCCCUCAGGGGGCCCCGGGAGAAAAGGGACAGCACGGGGACAAUGGCUUCCCCGGGACAUCAGGAAUGAAAGGGGACAUGGGUAGGAUGGGUUUGCCUGGAUUUUCUGGGAUCGACGGUUUGCCGGGUCAUCCUGGGCCAGGGGGGCACCCAGGACUUCCUGGUCUAGACGGCUGUAACGGGUCGAGGGGAGAGCCCGGUUUCCCUGGACUGCCUGGACGGGAUGGACCUCCUGGGAUAUCUGGCAUUCCAGGGCGGAAGGGGUCCAAGGGAGAGCCUGUCCAUUACUUCAACAUGCUCCCUGGUCUUCCUGGUGACCCUGGGCCAGCAGGGCGUGCCGGGCAACCUGGACCACCCGGCACUGCUGGCUCCAUGGGCCCCAUGGGACGCAUCGGUUUCAAUGGAUUCGAAGGCCCGCCUGGUGUUCCUGGACCGAGAGGUGAACCUGGAGACAUGGGCAGGCCACUUAAAGGAGACAAAGGAGAGGAAGGAGACCCAGGGCCCAAAGGCGAGCCAGGACCCUUUGAGACUGUUCAGCCACCAGAGGAUCAUCACAAACGAGGAGAAAAGGGGCUGAAAGGUUAUAAGGGAUUGUGUGGUGUCAGCGGCAGAGAUGGAAGAGACACCCCCCCAGGACCGAAAGGAGAAAAGGGCAUUGUGGGAUUUCCUGGAGAGCGGGGCCCGCCUGGAUAUAGUGGGUCUCCUGGACUACCUGGAGAAAGGGGUUCAGGUGGGACUUUUGGACUUCCAGGUCUGAUCGGCAACCCAGGGCCCAAGGGCAUCAGAGGAGACCCCGGGGAGAAAGGACGCCAAAUGUUCCAACAAAACGAUUGCACAGGGAACAGCGGUGACCCUGGCCCCCCUGGGCCAAUGGGUGCCCAAGGGAGCAGGGGGGAGAUGGGGAUGCAUGGGGUGCCUGGGUCUCCUGGUGUGACAAUUGUGGGGCCCAAGGGCCAGCCAGGAGCUCCAGGCCCCACUGGACCCAAAGGGAUGAAAGGAGACCCUGGGAGGUUCUAUGUGAAUGGGCCAACACCCGGAGAGCCUGGGAAACAGGGGCCCAAAGGACCAAAAGGGGCCAUAGGCCAACCUGGAAAUCCAGGCUUUGGAGGGUAUUACUGUGUGCCUGGCCUGACGGGAGACCCUGGUGAAGAUGGAGAUAAAGGUCCACCUGGACCUUCCGGGGACAGUGGCAUGAAAGGUGACAACGGAGACUGUGAAUGUGGGGGUCCCAUGAAUUUGAUUGGAAACACUGGGCCUAUGGGUCCACGGGGCCCACCAGGUUACCGAGGCCCCCCUGGAAGUACAGGGAGGAAGGGCAAUGUAGGCGAGCUGGGGGACCCUGGAGAAAGGGGGACACAAGGCUUCUCGGGAUUUCCAGGGCAUCGAGGUGAAAAGGGUCAGAAAGGUGACCUCUUCAUCGUUGACAUUAAAGGUCCGAAAGGUGACCAAGGGCCCCCUGGCCCCCCUGGCCCUUUGGGAUUUUUUGGCAGACCUGGGGAGGAAGGGAAGCAUGGUGAAAUUGGGAGCCGUGGCCCUGAGGGUGAUAGUUCCCCGGGGUUUCCUGGUGACAGAGGGUAUACGGGUAAUCCUGGGGAAAAGGGACCCCCUGGUCUAGUGGGCCCCCCUGGCAUUGGUAUCAUGGGCCCUGUGGGCAAGCGAGGACCGCAAGGAGAGGAGGGCCCCCUAGGACUUACAGGACCCCCUGGACCCAAAGGUGUCCAAGGUGACUCACAGCCCUGCAUGCCCAGCGAUCCUGGUCCUUCUGGCCCGAAGGGUCUGCCCGGUACCCCAGGGAACAGAGGGGCACCAGGAAGUGAGGGGUACCGCGGGUAUCCUGGGCUAGACGGGCCCAAGGGGGAAAGGGGACAGCCUGGGCCUUGUUGUGUGAGCGGUCCGAAAGGAAUGCCCGGAUGGGUAGGAGAUGUGGGAGACCCAGGCUCUGAAGGGCUGAGCUAUGAUGGCUUUCCGGGAGAGCGGGGCGAGCCUGGUCCACCAGGGUUCCAGGGCCCGACAGGAGACUCUUUAAACGGUGCAUCCGGGCCUAUGGGGCCCAAAGGAAUACAUGGCUUUUCUGGUCCCAAAGGAGUUCCGGGGCCUCCAGGUCCAACUGGAGAAGCAGGUGCCCAAGGGUCCCCCGGCCUGCCUGGGAGAAAGGGGCCACAGGGGGACAUAGGGGAGGAGGGUGAGCCAGGCCCCCAAGGCCCAACACCUCCAUGUAACAUGGGAGGGCCAGGAACCCCAGGCUCUAAUGGAUUAGAAGGUGAUCGAGGCCCUACAGGUUAUCAGGGUGAUAAAGGUGAUCUGGGAGACACAGGGCCCCCCGGGUAUGGUAGGAAAGGACGCCCUGGGCAACCGGGCCGCCCGGGGCAGCCUGGGUGCCCUGGACAGCAGGGCCCCGCAGGACCUACAGGGGACCCUGGACUCCAGGGCACGCCGGGACAGAAGGGCUUUCGUGGAGUCCCUGGUGGAGACGGGCCGCCUGGUGGCCCUGGACAGAUAGGGCCACCUGGAAGUCUGGGACAAAAAGGGGAGAGAGGGUUCAAAGGCCGUGAUGGCUGGUGUGGGGAUGAUGGACCGAAAGGAGAAAAGGGCCGCAAAGGGGAUCCGGGCCCUCCUGCACCCCCGCGAAUCAGCAGGAUUAAGGGCUGCACAGGCGGCCCUGGAAGCCGUGGCCCUCAGGGCUUCACUGGAAGAAGAGGUGAUAAGGGCUGGCCUGGAGAUAUUGGUGACCCUGGGUAUCCCGGUUGGGACGGCCCACCAGGUUUUGAGGUGGGCCCACGAGGACCACCUGGGAAGAGUGGGCGUAAUGGUGGCCCUGGCCCACCUGGGCCCACUGGUCCUAGGGGACUCACUGGUUUCCCUGGAGACGCCGGUGACCAGGGUGAUCCUGGGCGCAGUGGAUUUCCUGGUAAUCCAGGCCCCCCCGGAGCCAAUGGCAUUAAAGGAGACAGAGGGGACUCUUUGGGUGCUCCCGGUCCACCUGGCGACAGAGGACCGCCUGGUGAUAAUGGACAACGUGCUCCAUCAGGUGAACCAGGUGAUGAUGGUGACCCAGGAAUGCCUGGUGCCCCAGGGUGCAGGGGCCAUCCUGGUCCGAAAGGACACACGGGCCCUCCAGGGCCCCCAGGUGCUUGCGGGCCUCCAGGGCCUUGUGGAGAAACAGGGGCUGAAGGGCCAAUGGGCCAGCCUGGAUAUCCGGGGCCCAGUGGAAACCCAGGAUACCCUGGAAUCAGAGGCCCUCCUGGACCCCCUGGGUUACACGGUCUAGAUGGUCUGAAGGGGGUGAAAGGGGAGAAGGGGGUCAGAGGACCAGGUAUCCCAGGGCCCCCAGGAUCCAGAGGCUACCUAGGGGAAAAGGGCCCUUGUGGUUCCCCGGGCCUUCCUGGGCCCUCCCAACCAGGCCCAAAGGGUUCCCAGGGUCAGCUGGGGUGUUCUGGUGCCCCUGGACCACGUGGACCUACUGGUCCACCAGGCAAUGACUGUGUAGAUGCCAGACGAGGGCCUUAUGGAGAGAUGGGCUUCCCUGGACCAGAUGGUCCACCAGGGCCAAUGGGUGAAAUCGGGGCCCCUGGUCCAUCUGUACCGAUCCCGGGAGACCAGGGGGACCCUGGUGGACAAGGAUGCAAAGGGGCCAAAGGAAUAGCAGGCCCUAUAGGCUCCCCAGGACCUCCUGGGAUUCCAGGACUGUCAGGCCCCAAAGGUGAGAGAGGAUCUCCUGGGUUAAUAGGGUAUCCAGGACCCCCUGGCCUCCCUGGCACACCUGGUGCCCCUGGGUGCAAGGGACAAAAAGGGUUCACAGGACAACCGGGCCCCAUGGGUCCUAAAGGCGAGGUUGUGCCCCCACCACCUCCACCUCACCCACUUGGGAUUCCAGGGCCCCCUGGCCCGCCGGGGCCUUUGGGUAUUCCUGGCAAACCUGGCCCCCCAGGGAGAGAAGGGCAUAGAGGAUUAAAGGGAUCGGUAGGGUGGCUUGGGUUCCCGGGAUUAGAGGGGCUUCCAGGACCACCUGGACCUGUAGGAGAUGCAGGCUUGCCUGGAGAGCUGGGACGCCCUGGCCAGCAAGGUCCCCCUGGUCCCAUGGGGGAUCGCGGAUAUCCAGGCCCAACCGGGAGGUCUCGCGCCGCCUUCCUUUUGGUGAUGCACAGCCAGUCAGACGCCAUUCCCCAGUGUCCGGCGGACAUGAUCACGCUGUGGAGUGGCUACAGUCUGCUGUACCUGGAGGGACAGGAGAGAGCGCACACGCAAGACCUGGGCCACGCCGGGUCGUGCCUGAAGGUCUUCGGCACGAUGCCGUUCGCUUCCUGCAGCAUGGCGUCCUGCGACUACGCCAGCAGGAAUGACAAGUCGUACUGGCUGUCGACCACAGCGCCGGCGCCGGCCACGCCCGUGUCGGGGCCGCAGAUCCAGCGGCACGUGAGCCGCUGCGUGGUGUGCGAGGCCCCCUCCCCCGCCGUGGCCGUGCACAGCCAGGACACCAGCGUCCCCGCCUGCCCCAACAACUGGAGGAGCCUGUGGAUGGGCUACUCCUUCCUCAUGCACACGGGGUCAGGUGACGAGGGGGGCGGGCAGUCGCUGACGUCUUCGGGGAGCUGCCUGAAGGACUUCCGCCGGCAGCCCUUCAUCGAGUGCCAGGGCCCGCGCGGCACCUGCCACUACUUCGCCAGCGCCUACAGCUUCUGGCUGACGCACGUGGGCAUGGCCGAGCAGUUCAGCCCCGCCCCCCCGAUGAGCACGCUGAAGGAGGAGUGGGAGCAGCGCCAGCGCACCAGCCGCUGCAACGUCUGCAUGAGGGAGUGAAGCCUCCGCUGCCACGCCCGCGGUCUCGGACCCGCCAGCCGCACCCGAGGCCCGCUCCUGCCCACAUUCCUGUGAGAACUGCACUGAAAAUGCACGCCGAGUGAUCACCUGAACGGCGGUGAGCACACCGAUUGGUUACCCGAAAGGCUGUGAGCACACUGAUUGGUUAUCUGAGAAGCAGUGAGCACACUGAUUGGUUAUCUGAGAGGCUGUGAACACACCGAUUGGUUAUCUGAGAGGCUGUGAACACACACUGAUAUUUACCUUCCUUUAUAAUGUGUUGUAUCUAAGUUCAUUCAAUGAACCUACUUGACAAGACUUGUUUUUUUUUAGUGUAAAAAAAACAACAAUAGUGAUAUAAUAGUAUUGCAUACAUACAGUUAUGCAUAUUUCUAUUGGCUUGGAGCUCCACAGUCAGUAAGGCAAGCUCCCAUUGGAGGAGAAGCCCAAUGGAGACCGCUGGGACACAGGUCAGAGAGCUGUGGCUGCAUUCCGUUCUGCUCCCUCACCCCUGCACCCCACGGCGAGUGACUAUGAAGCACACUGAAACAACACUUUAAAAUGCAACCGAAUCAAUGAAAUACUGUACCAGGGUGUUUAAGGUGGUAUCCGUAUGAGAGCACUUUGAAAAAUGUUUGCAAUUUUAAUCGUUUACCAUUAAUCUUAUAUAGAUAAUUCAUUUUUUUGUUUAAGCAAGUAAUCCAAAAUCACCACAAGAGGUCUGUAAGCCAUUUCUUUCUGUGUUGUCCUUAAGAGACUUGUUUUUAAUUUUCACAUAGUGGUCUGUGCAGGUGAAACUGAGAAAUCCCUUUCUGUGGAUGAACAUGGAUCUUGACACUCAGUCAAACUGGGCAGACCAUCACUACCUUAACACUUUUCGGGGGUCCUUCUUAUGGUGGUCUUGCCCUUUGCUCGCCCCAUUCCGACAGCCGAGUGUGGGUCAAGGGACCAGUUUGGAAUGCAGCCCAUCUCUAAACACUGUCCGAACGUGUGCGCGCUCCACUGAAUGCGUUCAUAUGCAUGUGCUCACCUGUGUGUUUCAUCUGUAGCCUGUAAACUUCAUUGCCAGUAUCCAUCUCAGUUAUAAUUUUUCCUCUGAGUCCCAGUACCUACUGCUAGCACAUUCAAAUUCAGUACGUUGUAUAUGAUGUGUGUACAUGUUGACGUAACGUGCAUUGACAGCAUCUGAUUUGUACAGCAUUUGGAAUUGGAGCUGUUUUGUCAGGUUUCAGUCACACGUUCAACUGCAGGGAUCCCCUUGCAUACUUGCACAAAUGCGAACAGUAUUUUAAAAGACAUUAAUAUUUUAUUCUUCUGCCUUUUCUGCCUCAAUUACAUGUAUAAGGGGCAUAGUCUGCAUAGUCUGACACACAGGUGUCAGGUGAAGUCCACCAUUUUUGACG
Anguilla anguilla (European eel) is the source of this 6862-nucleotide messenger RNA. RefSeq names its product collagen, type IV, alpha 4 (gene col4a4). The record is from RefSeq and is a predicted model, not a curated record. The transcript has 49 exons. Gene Ontology annotation, cellular component: basement membrane; collagen trimer. Lineage: Eukaryota; Metazoa; Chordata; Actinopteri; Anguilliformes; Anguillidae. The coding region runs from base 447 to 5459 and encodes 1670 amino acids. Gene Ontology annotation, molecular function: extracellular matrix structural constituent.